AUGGCAAGAUCUCCCUGGCCGCAAGCGCAUCUCCUUCAACACCCCUUCUCCAUCAACGUCUAUCGAGUUUGCAACACCAUCCCCGAUGAGGACUUUGCCUUCAUCAUCACCCCAGAGCUCGACAUGCCCAUGGCCCUCGGCGAUGUUGGCUUCCUCGACCUCACCAAUGCCACCCUCAACAGCAACCCCAACAACCACCUCAUCGAGAAUCUCUCCGAAGGCAAUAAUGGUAGCAGCGACAAGGCUGGCUGGAAGCUCGGCGUAGAGAUCAAUGUUUCAGUGAUCGCUGUGGUACCGAUAGUAGGCCUCAUCGUCUUCUUUUAUAGGAAGCAACGACCGGUGAGGGAUGACUUGACAAACAAGUUGAAGCAUUUAUCAGGGCAACCAAGGGAGUUCAUGUUUGAUGAGCUAAAGCAGGCUUCUAAUAACUUUGAUGAGAACUUGAAGCUUGGACAAGGGGGUUUUGGGAUGUUUCUUCUACAUCAAAAUUUAUUUUACACCUUGGUUGGGAAAGAAGAAUAG
Messenger RNA from Elaeis guineensis (African oil palm), 522 nucleotides. NCBI's taxonomy places the organism in Eukaryota, Viridiplantae, Streptophyta, Magnoliopsida, Arecales, Arecaceae. The record is from RefSeq and is a predicted model, not a curated record.